CCUCGUAUUAGUGGGACUCGAGUUAAUGAGAUUAUUCGUAACAUGGGUUAUGAUAGCAAGAUUGUAGUUGAUGCGAUAGGUUUUUCGGGAGGUAUUUGGAUUGCGUGGAAUGCGAGUGAGCACACCAUUUCUGAAAUCCAUGCUCACCCCCAGUGCCUUCAUGUGCAGGUGCAAUCUAUGACGUCUCAGAGAAUCGAAUGGCAGCUUUCGGCAGUGUAUGGGAACCCGGCCCCAGUCCAACGGCGGGAACUCUGGAGUUUCCUAAGGAAUGUAGCGGAAGACCAGGACGUUCCUUGGUUGCUAGCGGGAGAUUUUAAUUCGAUCCUCAGCCCCUCGGAGAAACUAGGAGGUGCAAAUUUUGAAUCCUCCAGGAUCAGGGAGUUCCAAGAUGUUGUGAAUGACAUAGGUCUGCACGAUUUGGGGUACACUGGGCCGCACUUCACCUGGUUUCGGACAGGGCUCAGAGAACGACUUGAUAGGGCUAUGGCCAACUCCCAGUGGCUGUCGACGUUCCCCGAGACUACGGUUAGGCACCUCCCCCGCCUGAAGAAGUCGAACCACCGCCCCAUCCUUACUACGCCAACGACCCAGGUUCAGCCAGGGGGGGAGAAACCGUUCCGUGUCCUCGCAGCCUGGCUCACCCAUGAGGGCUUCAUGGCCAUGAUGGAGAAUGCUUGGGCAAAGGGAUCUUGCUUCACAGAAUCGGCGGCUGCCUUUGCUAGGGAUGCGGCCGAAUGGAAUCGCACUGUGUUUGGCCACAUUCUGAGGAAGAAGGACAAGCUUCUUCGGCGUCUAGAACAGUUGGAACUUGCUCCUAGUGACUCCAAAAAUGCGAACCAGAUCAACCAAAUUCAAGAGGAGCUCGAGCUCAUCCUUUUCCAAGAGGAAUUAUUAUGGUACCAGAAGUCGCGGAUGGAGUGGAUCAAGUCGGGGGACAUGAACACUGCCUACUUCCACGCUAGGACCAUCAAACGGAGGAAGCGAAACCGAGUUAGCAUGCUCAAAAAUAGUGCAGGAGAAUGGGUGGAUGACCCUGUCACCCUACUAGAGAUGGCCAGAAGCUACUUCCAUGAGCUUUACACAGAUGAAGGCGGGGAGCUUCCUCCCCUGGAGUCCCAGUUCCCAUACAUUAUCGAUACUCGGUGGGUGGCCUUGGCCUCCGUCCUCGACCCGGAUGAAAUUCGACGGGCUGUUCAAGCGAUGGGGGCCUUGAAGUCACCGGGAAAGGAUGGGCUCAACCCACUAUUCUUCCAAAGAUGCUGGGAUACUGACACGCCAAAACACAACACCAAUCUGCGACCAAGUGUAAUCGCAGACCGGGAAUGCAGUAACAGGCAAGUUAUAUUAUCAACCCGGGGUCUAGAUCUACUGCUUACUCAGUGAUUCUCUGUUAUCUAGCCAACUAGAGUAAGUGAUUGUUGUUUAAACUAAAAGCAGAAAUAAAGCAGGAAAUUAUUCGGUUUUCUUAAGCAGGAAAGAGUCACUCGGGAAUGAAUCCCCCUAGCUCCUUAGUUAGGUCUCAAUUGCAAUUUACCCUGGGUUGAUUUACUGUUGAUUAGACUGCGGAAGAUCCGGCAGUAGCUUGGAAUCUCUUAAGCUGACCAAGCCCUCUCAGUCUAACUACCCGGCAGACGACUAGUCUUCACCGAGAUAGAAAGCUGAAGCAGUAAGAACAAAAAUUCACUACUGGAAUUAGAUUCCAGUACAAAGCAGUAAACUGGCUAACUCUCGUAUAACCAGUCUCCUACUAUCGAAUGAUGAGACUCUAGCAACCUAAUCAGAUUCUAUCUAUCUCAGAUUGCAGCAGGAAUCAGGAAAAGUUGAUCAGACUUCAAUUGACUCAAUAAACAUGCAUCAUUCGAUUAUAAUCAAACAAUAUAGCAUCCCAAGUCAU
This is a messenger RNA of Linum trigynum, 1894 nucleotides long. The record is from the annotation of a GenBank genome assembly. Lineage: Eukaryota; Viridiplantae; Streptophyta; Magnoliopsida; Malpighiales; Linaceae.